This is a messenger RNA of Closterium sp. NIES-65, 1245 nucleotides long. Lineage: Eukaryota; Viridiplantae; Streptophyta; Zygnematophyceae; Desmidiales; Closteriaceae. The record is from the annotation of a GenBank genome assembly.
AUGGACUUGUGCGCGGGUGGGGAUCUGCUACGCCUCGUAGAGUUGGCGGACCACUUGGCGGAAGCUUGUGCGCGCGCGAUGUUCGCGGAGAUUGUGCGGGCAGUGGCGGAGUGCCAUGCGCGGGGAGUACUGCAUCGGGAUUUGAAGCCAGAGAACGUGCUUCUAUUGAGGCCAGUGCCCGACAACUCUUCCUUGAUCGAACUCAUUCAGGGCACUGUGAUAGAAGACACGGUUCUUGGCGGAAACAACGGCGACAGCACAGAACGCAAGGCGAAGGGACAGGAGUCAUGUAACCCACGUUCGAGCGACUCGUCGCUGGUCAAGCUCACGGACUUUGGAUUAUCAGUUAUCGAAGCAGCAGACCGUCGCGGCGCUAAAGAAGUCGCGGGAAGCGCAUAUUACCUUGCUCCAGAGGUAUUCUCCGGGCGCUAUUCGUUUCCCGCUGACGUGUGGAGCUUGGGAGUGGUGCUCUUCGUGUUGCUCUCCGGUUGCGUUCCUUUCGGUGGCGAAGACGACGACGAAAUCGGCGAAGCUAUUCGCGAAGGCAGCUUUGCUUUUGACGAAGAGAGCGGUUCAGCUUGGAAGGAGGUCUCGCUGCAAACCCUUCUCCCCCCCUCUCCGUUCGCCCUCCCUGGGGAGGAAGUGCCGAAUGCGCACUUCCACAAGGAUUGGCAGUCGUACGUGAAGACAUGGUUCAACCAACCCGCCCGCAAGAAGCGCAGACGGAUCGCGAGGCAGAAGAAGGCCGUGAGCAUCUUCCCGCGCCCUACAGCGGGCCCCCUGCGGCCGGAGGUGCACGCGCCUAGCAUCCGCUACAACUCCAAGAUCCGCGAGGGCCGCGGCUUCACCCCCGCCGAGCUCAGGGAGGCGGGCAUCCCCAUUAGGGUUGCGCGCACCAUCGGUAUCUCCGUGGACUCGCGCCGCCGCAACCGCAGCCUGGAGAGCCUGCAGGCGAACGCCGCGCGUCUCAAGGCGUACAAGGCCAAGCUCGUCGUGUUCCCGCGCCGCUCCAAGAAGCCCAAGGCUGGCGACGCCUCGGCGGAGGAGCUGGCAGCCGCCGUGCAGCACGUGGGCGCCGUCCUGCCCAUCGUCAGGCCCGCCAAGGACGUGCCUCUUGAGGCCGUUACAGAGGAGCUUCGCUCAGUCAAGGCCUACGAGACUCUCCGCCAGGAGAGAACCAAGGCUCGGCUCGAAGGCAUCCGCAAGAAGCGCGCUGCGGACAAGGAGAAGGAGGAGAAGAAGUAA